AUGAGAUCAUUUCUACGAUAUUUCUCAUCGGUUAAAGAAGCUACCCAGUUCCGGUUUGAAUCAUGUCGAGUUGAAAAUAAAUCAUACAUAAGACUUCUAGGUCCUGAUUCCAUCAAGUUCUUAAAUGGGCUAGUCACUAGUAAGCUUCAACCAAACUUUGUUAAGAAGAAUCUAACUACUAUAUCCACUAAGGAACAGGAGAAGAAUAAUACACUCUCGUCGCUUAAUUUUUCCAAAUACAACUGGGGUAUUUACAAAGAAUGUACCCGUUUAGAGGAUCACAUAUCGAGAUUUGGAACCUAUACAGGUUUCCUAAAUAUGAAGGGAAAACUUCUCACUGAUUCAAUUAUUUAUCCAUAUCCCUUCACCCUUAAAAGUAUUCAAGAUAAGAAAUUCCCUGAGUACCUCAUGGAAUUUGAUAGCCAUAUAGCGCAAAAAAUGGAGCGCACAUUGGAUAAUCACAAACUACUGAGCAAAGUGAAGUUUAAACAUGUACAGAAUGAGGAACUACGAACCUGGGAUGCAUAUAUCACCAUGCCCGAAGAAUAUCAAUUAUUAGAAAACCUAUUAAAUCCAAUGCAAGAGAUGAAAGAUGGGGAACAGGCUCUUCAUUUUGCUAACUUCUUUGCCUCGAUGUUCUUCCAAGGAAAUGAGCAUAAAUUGAAAGCGGUGUACUUUGACACCCGUCUGAUCGAUGACAUGUAUGAAGGUAAAAUCAAGCCUAUGUUCCGGAUUGUAACAGAUAAUUCGGUAUCUGACAUUAAUGACAUAUUUAAUUGCACAGCAUUUGGCGAAAACCCAUUCGAAAAGGCCAAUAUAUCAGCUACUGAGAUUCAAAAAGAGAGAUUUAAAUUUGGCCUCUUUGAUGGGAACCAUGAAUACAUCCCAGAAACAUUAUUAGCAUUGGAAGCGAAUUUCGAUUAUUUUGAGGAUUCUAUAAACAGCGAUAAGGGAUGUUACGUUGGCCAAGAAUUAACAGCAAGAACCUUUGCGACUGGAGUUUUGAAAAAAAGAUGCGUUGGUAUUACCAUCGAUGAACCUCAAAAAUUGGCCGAUUGGGAUCACUCCAAAUAUUUGAGCAUUUUCAGUAAAUUGGAACUACAGGUACAAAACCAGGACACUCAAGCAGCCAUAAAUCCGUUUGGUUCUUUAUCAAAACCCGUUAAGAAAAGGACCAGACCGGCCGGACAAUUGAUCAACUAUAACGGUAAUAUCGGAGUUGCAGUUGUCAGAAAAGACUACAUUUACCACGCCCUAAAACACCAUCACGAUAUUGAUGCAUACGUCGAACUACCAAAUAAAGAAACUGUCGCAUGUUCAAUAAAAUUGGAAUGGUUGGAUCGAUUUCUCGAGGAGACAGAAGCGGAGGAAGUAGAACAAGAACAAUAA
Molecule: messenger RNA, 1389 nt
Organism: Kluyveromyces lactis
Lineage: Eukaryota; Fungi; Ascomycota; Saccharomycetes; Saccharomycetales; Saccharomycetaceae
Gene: IBA57
Product: Iba57p
Exons: 1
Coding region: 1-1389 (462 amino acids)
Cellular component (GO): mitochondrial matrix
Molecular function (GO): protein binding
Source: RefSeq, a predicted model, not a curated record